AGCUCUUCAUAUACAUUUGUUUUAAUAACUUCAUCAUCUUAAAAAAUCAUGCCCUUUUCAAGUAAAAAUGUGACGUCCACGGCAACAAAAAAACCAGGCUUCCUAAGAGAGAUUGUUUCUGGUGAUUGGGGGGCCACAACCAAAACACAGCACUUUGCCUUUGUUCUUCAAUCCCUCACCCAAAUGCCUAUAUAAUAUGGAGGCCUGUUUCAUGUAACCAUCUCAAAACCAGAGCGACACACAGAGAAAGCAUUCUUUUCUUCAACUUAAUUUGACUUUUGCAUUUCCCCCCCGUCCAAACACUGUCUUCUUCUUCCUUUUUCCUCUGGGUUUUGCUUCUGUGAGCUUCUGUACCUUUCCCUUUUCAACUAUAUCGAUUAAAGAGAGAAAUGGGUGUUGGUGGGACUUUGGAGUACUUGUCAGAUUUGGUGGGUAGUAGGCAUAGACACAACAAGAAGAAACAGCUUCAAACUGUGGAGCUCAAGGUCAGAAUGGACUGUGAUGGCUGUGAACGUAAGGUCAAGAAUGCCCUCUCUUCACUCAGUGGGGUGAAAUCUGUGGAGAUAAACAGGAAGCAGCAGAAGGUGACAGUUGCAGGGUAUGUUGACGCAAACAAGGUGCUGAAGAAGGCAAAGUCCACAGGGAAGAAGGCGGAGAUAUGGCCAUAUGUUCCCUACAGCUUAGUGUCGCAGCCUUACAUUGCUCAGGCAUAUGACAAGAAGGCACCAUCAGGGUAUGUCAGAAAUGUGGAGCACACUGUCACUACUGCUUCUGUUACCAAAUAUGAAGACCCUUAUAGCAACAUGUUCAGUGAUGACAACCCAAAUGCAUGCUCUAUCAUGUAACUUUUUUCUGCUAAAACAAGUCUCGUGUUUUGUGCCUCUCUCUAUCUCUCUUCUGCUAAAUUUCUGUCAAAAAACCAAUGAUUCUGGUAAUGAUAUGUAUGGGUUGUUAGUUGUUAACAGCUGAUGUAAGAGAUUACCUUAUUUCUGAUGUUGUUUAAAAGGAUGCAUGAUGUUAUAAUUUCCUGUUUGGG
This is a messenger RNA of Cucurbita pepo subsp. pepo (vegetable marrow), 1036 nucleotides long. Its product is annotated as heavy metal-associated isoprenylated plant protein 23. Lineage: Eukaryota; Viridiplantae; Streptophyta; Magnoliopsida; Cucurbitales; Cucurbitaceae. Gene Ontology annotation, molecular function: metal ion binding. The record is from RefSeq and is a predicted model, not a curated record.